AUGGCAUUUUCCACACAAGUCAUAGUCGUCCUUAUUCGUACACUUAUACCUCGCGCCACGAAUUGGCAACACGUCACAUUUAUCGCAACCAAUGCCUACGUGUAUGAUUACACGUAUCAUAUUAUAUUUACUGUACACAUAUGUACGAGAAACUAUGAAAAAACUUUCCAAAAACUUUCCAAAACUUUCCAAAAACUUUCCAAAAACUUUCCAAAAACUUUGGUCUUUUUGGUUAGAAAUGUAAACGAUAAUCGAAAAAAACUUUCCAAAAACUUUCGAAAAACUUUUGUCUUUUUGGUUAGAAAUGUAAACGAUUAA
This is a messenger RNA of Bathycoccus prasinos, 318 nucleotides long. RefSeq lists its product with no specific name. NCBI's taxonomy places the organism in Eukaryota, Viridiplantae, Chlorophyta, Mamiellophyceae, Mamiellales, Bathycoccaceae. The transcript has a single exon. The record is from RefSeq and is a predicted model, not a curated record. Bases 1 to 318 code for a protein of 105 amino acids.